ACAAUCAUAGUUUGCUGCAACAAUGUCUCAGUCUGUCUGGUUCCUAGCUCUGUUCUUAUUUCUGUUCUCUAGGUCUGCCCUUUCGGAGACGGUCAACGAAACGUCAUGUUCAACAAUCAUUCAAGACGUCUUUCCAUGCCUGGAUUUCGUGGAUGGUAGCAGCAAAUACCCAUCUACAGCUUGUUGUUAUGGAGUGAAGGGCAUUAGCGAUAGCGUCAAUGACAAGGGAGACAGAAAAGCCAUCUGUGAGUGCCUCAAGAACACUUUGUCUUCCCUUGGAACAGCUUAUGAUCCAAAUCUGGUGUCUCAACUCCCUGCGAUGUGCGGAGUGCCCAUUACCAUCCCUCCCAUCAAGGGUGACACUGACUGUACCGAGUUCAUCAUGUCUACUAGGGAUUCAGAGCCGCAUUUCUUCGGACUGGGUUGACCUGAUGCAGCAAGAAUCCUUCUGUGGUGUACUUAGACCAAGUACCAAAUAAAAUAAUUGAGUCCAGGAUGGACUAGCUAGUUAAUUA
Molecule: messenger RNA, 515 nt
Organism: Tripterygium wilfordii
Lineage: Eukaryota; Viridiplantae; Streptophyta; Magnoliopsida; Celastrales; Celastraceae
Product: non-specific lipid-transfer protein D, cotyledon-specific isoform-like
Exons: 2
Coding region: 23-427 (134 amino acids)
Biological process (GO): lipid transport
Cellular component (GO): membrane
Molecular function (GO): lipid binding
Source: RefSeq, a predicted model, not a curated record